Ramularia collo-cygni is the source of this 702-nucleotide messenger RNA. RefSeq lists its product as uncharacterized. Lineage: Eukaryota; Fungi; Ascomycota; Dothideomycetes; Mycosphaerellales; Mycosphaerellaceae. The record is from RefSeq and is a predicted model, not a curated record. Bases 1 to 702 code for a protein of 233 amino acids. The transcript has 2 exons.
AUGUCAACCUUUCGUACAAUCGCAACUCUCCUCAGCAGUUUCGUGCUCAGCAGCCACGCUCGAAACAUAAACCUAUCCCUGAGCACCGAGAAUUGCUGCUAUCAAGUCGCCAAGGUCRCAUCUAGCAACAUUUCCAUUAGUUUCAGCGGAUAUCCCCUUUCUGCAUUGGGAGUGUGCUUCAACUUGAACGAGACGUUUAUCGAUCCCGCCGAGCGGACAGACUACAAUGACGACUUCCGCUGCCGACCAGGAGCACUAGAUUACACCUCCGAUAACCGAUCGAUAUCCCACACCGAAGGCUGUACCGGCAGUUUCAAUUCUGCAUAUGCACAGGAUGGUUUCAAUUACUCGGCCACAGCGUGGGAGAACUACGAUCCACAAGCAAAUUACAGUCAAGUCACCAUUUCCCAAUACAGGGGGUUCGAUCCGACUCGCUUCGAUUGCGGUACUGCCAGUGAGGAAGAUGAUGGUCCCGUUCAAGGCGAGUAUUGUAUAGUGCAGGACGAAAACCAGAACCCACGAGAUGGCAUUCAAAGUUUCAGGUUCUUGGAAUCACCGGAUUGGAAUUGGCGGAUGGGUUCUGAUGGACCGAGAUGUGUGAUGGGCGAGACUAUGCGCUCGUUGAGGAAUUCAGGUAGUCGAGCUGGUGCCAGUGUCGUGGCCAUGGUGCUUCUUGGAGUGGCUGAUGUGGCGCUGGCAUAG